Trametes versicolor FP-101664 SS1 is the source of this 1164-nucleotide messenger RNA. RefSeq lists its product as uncharacterized. Bases 1 to 1164 code for a protein of 387 amino acids. The transcript has 4 exons. The record is from RefSeq and is a predicted model, not a curated record. NCBI's taxonomy places the organism in Eukaryota, Fungi, Basidiomycota, Agaricomycetes, Polyporales, Polyporaceae.
AUGCUCCACGUCUUUCGCGGCCCUUCGAUCUCUUUCCAUCCGGUCAGACUCCUUCGACUGGAUAUCGUACAAUCGCCCCCCAUUUGGGCCUUCACCAAUGCCCUUGCGUCGCGUCCCUAUGCGAGCGAGUGCAUGGAGAUGAUCGGCCUAACACUCGGCCGUCUCUCGAACGAGCCGUUCGUGGAAGGAGGACUCCCCGUAUACCUCGGAGGCCAACUCGCCCCGCUCUUCGCACUCUCAGCACUCCGUUUUCUAUCUAUUCGCGGGCAUUGCCAUGUUUUGGUGGAUGAUGACACACUCGAAUCCAUCUCCCGCGCGUGGCCGAAGCUCGCCUUCUUGAACUUCGAGCCUGCGCGCCGCUCCAAAGAUGCCUUUGUAGCGCGUCCACCAAAGCCACAUCUCCAGGGGCAGCACGCGACGCUUUCCGGUCUCCUACACCUCUCCGAACGGUGCCACGAGCUGCGUUUCCUCGGGUUAGUGCUGGAAAUUGCGGCAUUGCUCCCGACGGCCGAGGUUCGCCGCGCACUCGCCGCGCAAGAGAUGCCAUGUCCUCUGCGCACGCUCUCCGUCGGCUGGGCGCCGCUCGUCGAUCCCAUACCCUCCGAUGAGCACAUGCUACGACUCGCGUCCGCGCUGUCCGCGUUGUUCCCGAACUUGACGACCAUCCAGGACGCGUGGGACCAGCCAGUGUUCGACCAGGAGAUGUGGCAGGCCGUUAAACACGAGGUGCAUAACUAUCGGGCGUCGACCGCGAGCCGUUUCAAACAUGAACAGUGGCAGCGGGUAGCCGAUCGAGUGCCGCAGUUCGCGAAGGUGCGUGGGCAGGAGCGCGCGUGGAGGGCUGCCCAGAGCGCUGCACGAGAGACUGACUGCAACGGCCAGGGACUCAAUCCAUCCCCCAAGCCUCUGAACGUCGAGUGUAACCGCAUGUUCAUUACUCCGCGGCGCUUUCGCACGGGCGCGCGCAGCAUCCUCGGCCGUUCUCCACUUGUGCUCCUGUCGUCGGUUGACAAAGGGAAGAGGCCCCAAGGAUCUUCCGCUGUCAACUAUUGCUCCUCGCUGAUCGCGGGCGUGCCGCGCGCGGUCACGAUGCGCGACAGGCACGGGAACCAGGCGGACGACGACGACGACGCGAGCGAUGCAGGGUCUCCUAGCGGCGAUUAG